UGUGCCCUUGUUCUCUACUCUCAUCUCUUGUUCCUCUUACGUCGUUUCCCUCCUCAUCUCAUCUCAGCCCUUAUUAUUUACGUCCGAGCUUUUUUCCAUACCAAAGGCCUGCGCAACUAUCCGCAAUCGCCGCUCAUCAGCCAAUUUCACCAAUGACAGCCGAAUACUGUACAUGUGUGGGACUGCUCAUCCCAUCUAUCAUUCUGGAUUAUCAUCCGGAUUCUAAAUGCGAUCGCUACCUGGAGCAAACACGACCUGAUAUCCUCUGCCAUGAGGCCACCUUCUUUGGUCUGUUGAUUGAAUAAUGACCUCUGUGUCGCAGCGGCUCCUUAGCAUCAUCUCCCGCAACUCCACCACGUUGGUGCCUAUGCCAUCUGUUCUCUUACUUCAGUGCCCCAAUCUUUCUUUUCUGCUGCCUGCUUUUUUCGACGCACUCACUUACAUUACCGUUCUCUUCUCCUCGUGUUUUGCACUCCGCCUAACUCAAUUCUUAAUUUCAAGUCGGG
Messenger RNA from Mycena citricolor, 506 nucleotides. The record is from the annotation of a GenBank genome assembly. NCBI's taxonomy places the organism in Eukaryota, Fungi, Basidiomycota, Agaricomycetes, Agaricales, Mycenaceae.